Molecule: messenger RNA, 3204 nt
Organism: Ailuropoda melanoleuca (giant panda)
Lineage: Eukaryota; Metazoa; Chordata; Mammalia; Carnivora; Ursidae
Gene: GLP2R
Product: glucagon like peptide 2 receptor
Exons: 14
Coding region: 266-1870 (534 amino acids)
Biological process (GO): cell surface receptor signaling pathway; adenylate cyclase-modulating G protein-coupled receptor signaling pathway
Cellular component (GO): plasma membrane
Molecular function (GO): glucagon receptor activity; peptide hormone binding
Source: RefSeq, a predicted model, not a curated record
UCCACGUGGUGUGUGAAACACAUAGGUCCUAGAUUGCAGAUCAGCACACCCUGAGGACACCCAGAUACACCUGCAGAAAUAAUGGAGAAUCCCCGGACCAGGCAGGGAGGAAUGCAGGAGGAGGCCGCCUGUGGUACAUCUUGGACUGUUCGAGAAACGCACCCGCGCCUGUGAAGUGGCAGGGGGGAAGGUGAGGCUGGCACCGGCAGGGGCAGCGCCCGGGAGAAGGAAAGCAGGACCCCCGCCCCGAGUCCACGCGCUGCCCAUGGACACCCCUGCUGCCCGGGGGGCCAGGCCUCCCUCCCCCUGCAGGAAGCGCUCUCCCCCGGCCCUUGCGAGGCCCAUGUUCGUCCUGCUGCUGCUGCUGCUGCUGGUCCCCAUCAAGCAAGUUGCAGGAUCCCUCCUUGAGGAAACAACUCGCAAGUGGGCUCAAUACAAGGAGAAAUGUCUGAGAGACUUGCUCAAGGAACCUUCUGGGACCUUUUGUAACGGGACCUUUGAUCGAUACGUGUGCUGGCCUCAUUCCUCUCCAGGAAAUGUCUCUGUUCCCUGCCCUUCGUACUUACCUUGGUGGCGUGAAGAAAACUCAGGAAGGGCCUACAGAUACUGCUUGGCUCGGGGCACUUGGCGGACGCUGGAAAACUCCACAGAUAUUUGGCAGGAUGACUCUGAAUGCUCCAAGAACCACAGCUCCGGACACAAUGCGGAACACCGUGCCUUGCUGUCGACCUUGCAGCUGUUAUACACCGUGGGGUACUCUCUCUCCAUCAUCUCCCUCCUCCUGGCACUCACCCUCCUCUUGUUUCUUCGAAAACUCCACUGCACACGUAACUACAUCCACAUGAACUUGUUUGCUUCUUUCAUCCUGAGAGCCCUGGCGGUGCUGGUGAAGGAUGCCAUCUUCCACAACUCUUACUCCAGGAGGCCCAAGAGUGACAAAGAGUGGAUGUCCUACGUGUCAGAGAUAUCUGCCUCCUGCCGUUCCGCCCAGGUCCUGCUUCACUACUUUGUGGGUGCCAAUUACUCAUGGCUGCUGGUCGAAGGCCUUUACCUCCACACGCUGCUGGAGCCCACAGUGCUCUCUGAGAGGCGGCUGUGGCCCAGAUACAUGCUGGUGGGUUGGGCCUUCCCGCUGCUGUUUGUUGUACCCUGGAGUAUCGCCCGUGCGCAGCUGGAGAACACAGGGUGCUGGGGGAUCAACAGGAAUAAGAAAAUCUGGUGGAUCAUCCGCGGGCCCAUGCUGCUUUGCGUAAUGGUCAAUUUCUUCAUCUUCCUGAAAAUUGUCAGGCUUCUCAUUUCUAAGCUCAAAGCCCAUCAAAUGUGCUUCAGAGAUUAUAAAUUCAGGUUGGCAAAGUCAACCCUGGUCCUCAUUCCUCUGUUGGGCGUUCACGAGAUUCUCUUCUCUUUCAUCACUGAUGACCAAGUGGAAGGAUUUUCAAAACUCAUACGACUCUUCAUUCAGUUGACUCUGAGCUCCUUUCACGGAUUACUCAUGGCCUUGCAGUAUUGCUUUGCCAACGGAGAGGUGAAGGCGGAGCUGCGGAAGCACUGGGUUCGCUUCCUGCCCCCCCGCCACUCGGGCUGCAGGGCCUGGGUCCUGGAGAAGAACUUCCGAUUCCUGGGAAAAUGCCCCAAGAAGCUGUCCCAGGCAGACGGCGCGGGGACGCUGCAGAAGCUGCAGCCCGCGGCCGGCGGCGAUGCGCCCCUCCUGCACCUGUCCGAGCACGGCCUCGGGGGGCGGGGCGCCCGGCCCCCGCGGGGACACGCAGCCUGGCCCCGGGGCAGGGGCAGCAUCGUGUCCGAGAGCAGCGAGGGGGACUUCACCCUGACCCACACCAUGGAGGAGAUUCUCGAAGAGAGCGAGAUCUAGGCUGGAGGCCCACGGCCCGGGCUCUGCUCCCCCAGGGGACGGCGCAGAGUCACCGGUCUCCCCACGCACCACGCCCACUUUGGCAUGAAGUUCACGCCCGCGUCUCUCAUGCUCCAGACCCUGCGUGGAGGGUGCUCUGGAGGCCUGGCAGGGCCCCGGGGGGUUCGGAUCAGCCUCCGUGACUGAAACAAUACAGCAGGGGGCCGAAGGAAAACCACAGAAGGAACAUUCCAGGGACACACGCGUUAACGCCCAGGAGUGUCGCUUUUAGAGUGUCCAAAAUGCAUGUGUACGCGGGCGGGUACGUUGCCAUGAGACUAGAUACUGCCUUACGUUAGCGGGAGGGACGGGAGGGUACUCGUCAAGUCGGGUUGCCAGAUUCAGCAGUUAAAAUACAUAAUGCUCGAUCAGAUUUGCAUUGCAGAUACAUGAAUAAUCUCAUUGUGUAAGUAUUUCCCAUGGGGUAGACAUCACCUGUAAUUCAAGUUAAGUUGCACGGUCGGUCCAGAGAACUUCAUCUGGCAGCUCCAUUGUCAAAGACACUCCACUUCCCGGGGGUUGGGGGGGGGGGCGAGAGUGAGGCAGAUGAGGAAUUUAGUUUGGAUACAAGAUUUAAGACCGCACGGGGGGAAAAAAAAACCCACUGUCAAGAUAAGUAAUAUUUUAACACGACAUUUUAAAAACUAAACUGCACACGCUACAGAUAAGUCAUUUCUAAAGAUAACUUACUGGAACUGGGCCAGGACGAGGGUUAGAUAAGAGAGGUCAGCUCAUGCAAAUGCAGACUGAUCCCGACUUUCUUGAAAACGCUGAUAAUCCUCCCAUCGUGGACUUCUGGGCACAAAUUUCUAUUUUUCAACGAUUGCACCAAAAUAUUAUUUAUCUUGGUGAUGGCAUGUUUUGGCCCUCUCCCCACCCCGAGUCCCGGCUCCGCUUUCCAAAAGGAGAACUGGAGCAGAGGCACGAGGCAGGUGCGUAACAAAGCAAAGGUUUAUUUCUUGGUGUCCGGAUUGUCCACAGUUCAAUCAUUAAAGCACGCAUCCUUCUCAUUUCUCCUUGCUGUCAAUGUCCCUGCCUUUGCUGGUCAGGUCCGUUAGCUCCUAGAGAUCUACGGUCUUGCUGUGUUCCCAGUCUGCACCCAGCAAAGGUGCUCGGCACACACUCAACGAUGACACAGGACUGAGAUGUCUUUGGGUGAAUCAGAUGCCGUCUGGGGUCCAUUACCCAGGACCCCGGCCUCGAAUGGGGGAGGGAAUUUCCCCCCCUCAAAGCAUCUGUCAACAUAUCCUCCCCGCUUGUCACUCCAUAAAUGGGGUGGCACACACACACACACA